Molecule: messenger RNA, 3962 nt
Organism: Drosophila obscura
Lineage: Eukaryota; Metazoa; Arthropoda; Insecta; Diptera; Drosophilidae
Gene: BuGZ
Product: BUB3-interacting and GLEBS motif-containing protein ZNF207
Exons: 7
Coding region: 124-1797 (557 amino acids)
Cellular component (GO): nucleus
Molecular function (GO): DNA binding
Source: RefSeq, a predicted model, not a curated record
CACUGCACUCCAUUUUGUUUUCUCACGCUCACGAAGAAUAUUUUUUCGCUAGAUAUUUGUAAUUUUAAAAGAAUUCGCCGAUCGCAUCGUUGAAUUUAAGUGCUUUAAAACAAAUUUCAAACCAUGGGUCGCAAGAAGAAGAAGGCCUCCAAACCCUGGUGCUGGUACUGCAACCGUGAGUUCGACGAUGAAAAGAUCCUGGUGCAACAUCAAAAGGCCAAGCAUUUCAAGUGCCACAUAUGCCACAAAAAGCUGUACACGGGUCCUGGUCUGUCCAUCCAUUGCAUGCAAGUGCAUAAGGAGACGGUCGACAAGGUUCCAAACUCGUUGCCCAAUCGCUCAAACAUUGAAAUUGAAAUAUUCGGCAUGGAUGGAAUACCAGUUGAGGACCUCCGGGACCACGAGAAGCAGAAGAAUGGCGGAAAAUCCGAUUCCGACGAUGACGAGCCGGUGGCAAAGAAGAAAGUUGAAUAUUCCAUGAGCGUACCCCCUCCCAUGAUGAUGCCACCCAAUAUGAUGCCCCCUCAUAUGCUGGGGCAAUAUGGCAUGGGAAUGAUGACACAUAUGCCGCCGUUGCCUCCUUACCCGGUACCCAUGAUGCCUCACAUGAUGCCGCCGCGUCCCCUGUUUCCAGCUGCGAUGGCCACUACCUCGGCGGCGGCUGCAGCAGCAGCGGCGCAUCAUCAUCACGCUGCGGCCAUGGCCCAGCAGAAGCCAACGUUUCCAGCAUACAGUAAUGCUACCAUAAGUGCUCCACCCACCACCAAUCAUGCUGGUGGUGCAUCAAGCGCACCACCAAGUGGCCCGCCCGAUGCACAACAGCAACAGAGCCGUCCGCCAGUUCCCAAUGCCUCAUCAGGUGGGGGACCUACGGCCGUUGUUAGCACAAAGAUUAUGCAUCCGCCGGAGGAUUCAAGUUUGGAAGAGUUGCGUGCCCGCCAGCCCAAAUAUCAGGCGCGUAUGGCUGCUGCAAUGGCCGCAAUCUCAAAUCCACACAACAGAAAGAGCCCCAGCAAUAAUGGGUCCACAUCAUCGAUGCCCGUCACACCGCCGCCGCCAUCACUGGCUGGAAUUUCGCCCACAGGCAGCAGUAGCAACAGCAGCCAUGCAGCCGCAAAUGCGAUUGCUGUCUCCACAGCCAUCUCAAAGGCCCAGGAAACCGCCGCAUUUGUGGCCGUGGCACAGGCUCAGGUCCAGGCGCAGGCUCAGGCCCAGGCCCAGGCACAGGCGCAGGCCCAGGCUCAGGCGCAUGUACAGGCGGCCCAUGCUCAAGCUCAAGCAGUGGUCCAAGCUCAGGUGCAGGCGGCUCACGUUGCCCAGGCUGUGGCUGCCCAACAGCAGGCGGUACAACAGCAUCACCAGCAGCAGCAGCAGCAACAACAGGCGGUACAACAGCAUGCCCAGCAGCAGCAACAGGAUCAAAUCAAUCGAGCUGUGAUGCUUCAACGUUUACAAGCUGUGCGGCAGCCGGGCAAUCCGGGCGCUGCUGCAGCAGCUGCGGCCGCCGCGGCUUGUGGCAUGAUGCCGUUGCCGGGCCACAUGCAGCUGAUGCAACCAAUGCUGAGACCGGCCAUGGCCAUUGGACCACAUGGAGCCCUGAUCGGUGGGAAUAUGUUAAGAGCUGCUGGGGGCCCGGGUCUGCAUGGCAUGCCGGCAGGCUUAAUGCCAAUGCAGGCAAUUGGAUUGCCCGGAUUCAAUGGAGCACUGCCUGCGGGCGCCAUGCAUAUGCCAGGCAUGGGCGUAAUGCUGCAGGGUCAUCCGAAUAUGCUGCAGAUGAUGCAGCCUCGAUUCAGAUGAUGUCUGCCCGCAGCGCCGGGUCUGUUGCAGGCGCCAGCAACCCAGACGCAACCGCAACUGCAAUCGCAACCGCAGCCACAUCCUCAGCAACUGCAUGCGCAGCAUCCGCGGCCAUAUCCACGGCCAGCGGCAACACUGCAUCACCAGCCGCCAUUGUUGAGCCUGCCGCUGCCGUUGCUGUUCCACGAAUGAGGCAGAGCGCAUUGGCCAGCUAUCAACUAAACCAACAUGACACCAAACAUCAGCUAAGCAAAGCAGUCUUCAAUCGUCAGCAAGCAAGUUAUUUGAAAACUUCAACCAAAGUCAAGUUCUUUUUUCAAUGUAUAACAGUUUUUGAGACACACACACACACACACCAAACACAAACAGCAACAUACACACACACACACAAAGAUCAUGCCCACAAGCUACCCACUAACCAGCGGUUAUGCGUAGUAAAUCAGUCGAUGUCAUAUGCAUAUAUAUAUAUAUCUAUAUACAUACAAUAUUUGGUUUAUCUAGUGCACUCCUCGCUUUUGUUGUUUUUCAAAGCGAUCAAAACUGUUUUAUUUUCCACUAAUCCGAUUUAAUCAAUGUCUCUUUGAAUACAUGUACAUAUAUAUUUGUGGUCUUUGUAUAACACACAAUGUAUAACACAACCACACACGCACACUCACACUGCUAACACACACAAACACAUACGCCCCUUAAACACUAUUAAAAAAAAAUCCUCCUUCAUCUGGAGCUAUUUUGCUGUGCUGUAGAUCUCUUUCUCUAUAUGUAUCUAUAUAUCUGUAUAACCAGAAUAUUAAUCGUUGACAUUUUAUCUAUGUUGUCUAUUUUUUUUUUUAAUUCUCUUUCUUUUUUUUAGUUUUAGUGAACAUAUAUAAUUUAAACACGCCCACCCAAACACACUCAAAUUGUUUUAUCAUGUAUUUUCCUAAAAAAAAAACAACCGAAAAGAAAAGCAAAAGCAAAAGAAAAUCUUCAGAUACAAACACAAAAACCUGAACGCUCAAAGCCCUGGGUAUGUUGACAAUAGCCAUAAGCAGCAUUUUUGUGUUGUUCUUCUGUGUUAUUUGUGCGUAAAUUAUAGUUUAUCGAUCCUUAUGUCCAUGUAAAAUUCUCUGCAAACUGUUAUACUACUAUUAUAAAACAAAAACAAUCCUCACAACCUUUGUUCAGGCCCAUAUGUUGUCUCUAGAGUCUAGACCUUCGUUCGUUCAGUUGUGGCUGACAAAAAGUAAGUCUUAACUUUCUCUACAUAGUAUAUAUAAUUAUAUACAUAUAUACAUAUAUUUAUAUAUAAAUAUUCAACUCUCUGUUUGUAUCAUUUCUGUUCUUUUGGUCAUCAAAAUGUAUAUCUUUGAUGUAUAUUAUUUGGUGUGUGUGUGAGAGCGCCAGACAACAGAUCAGAGCAGGUAUCUACAUUCAAUUUGUUUUUCUUUCAAUUACUAUUAUGAUAUAAUACUAUACUAUCCUAAGUAAUUUGGUUUUGGUAUGGUUGGUACUAAACAAUACAAAAAACAACUACAACAACACCCCUACCCCCCUCUUACACUAUAGAUUAUAGCCCGUAGAGUUAUUUGUAGGAGGCAUCUAGUUAUUGAAAUCAUAAUCCACAUGUUAGCAAGUACAAAAACUAUAUUAAUCUUGAACCAUUUUAAUUUGUUGUUAUCAUAUUGUUCUUCCAACAGUUCAAAGUUCUCUAGCUUCCUUGCCUCACAGCUUCAGCUACAAAAAAAUAAAAUGGUAUAGCUACAAAUACUCGAGUACGAGUACGAGUACGAGUACUCCUCCCAUCAUGUGGGCUCUCAGGCUUUUGUUAAUCCAAUAAUCAUAGACACGAUUUUAGCUAGCCUAAGUAGUUGAUUGGCAGUUUGGAAAAUCCUAGCUCCAUUUAGUUUUGUUGUAUUUAUGGGAAAACAGCAGCAUGAUAUAGAUUGAAAUCCUUUACCCACUCCGAAAAGAUCAUUGAAUACCCGUGACCCAGCGUAGCCUAGGCUAGUACAAUUUAGCACUUCGAUCCUUGAAGAGCACCAUAACUCUACCCUAACACACUCAUCCCGAAACUAAUGCGAACUUGUUUGAGUAUCUACACACAUAAUAAACUUAUAACCCAACCAUAAUCUAUCUAUCUAUAUGUAUAAAUACAUGUAUUACUGUAACUAUAUCGUGAAACUUAA